AUGGAACCAUCAACGAGUGAUGCAACACGAAAACGUAACCCCAUUAUACGAGCCAUUGUUUGGCACUAUAGCAACACGAAAUGUACCAUCAAACCAGCACAAUACGAGAAGGAAAAGUACCUAAUUUCAACAAUUAAAUUCAAUCCUUGGCUGUUGAUGCCAGCCGCAAUAAUCGUUCAAUUUUGUUGUGGCUCAUUGUAUGCGUGGAGUGUUUUCAAUGCUCCGAUUGACGAAGCAAUUUUAGGCAACAGUAAAGUGUCCCAAGCACCAGUUACAUUUUACUUUGCUGUUGGUAUGCUCGGCGUUUCUUCUCUCGUUGUGGGGCCGUAUUUAGAUAGAAAUGGACCGAGGAAAACUAUAAUGGUUGCGUCGAGUUUAUUCUUUAUCGGAAACAUCCUGUCCGCAAUUGCGAUUUACUUGAAAUAUAUUUGGCUGUUGUACCUUGGAUACGGGGUGAUUGCGGGCUUCAGCAUUGGAUGCAGUUUUAUGGCGCCUGUUUCAACACUGCAGAAGUGGUUCCCCCACAAGCGAGGAUUAGCAGGUGGAUUUGCUGUAUGUGGAUUCGGAGCAGGUUCGAUUGUAAUCGGCAAAGUGAUUUUACCUUUGAUUCACACAGUCGGAUUGCCACUCACGUUUAUAGUUCUUGGAUUCUGCUAUUUUAUUAUGAUGAUGAUUUCGGCGUUUUUCUUCCGUUUCCCGCCUCCAAAUUACACGGGUAUUGAAACAUCAUACACAGAGCCGAAGGUUACAGCACCACUGAUGCCUGUAAAUCCAGAGAUAAAGCUAACGCUCAAAGAGUCCAUCAACUCUAUAGACUUCUGGUUCCUCUCCGCUAUCUACUUCACGAGCUGUCUAUUCGGUCUUCUGAUUAUUUCCCGCCUGGCAGAUAUCGUUACUAAACUGUAUUUACGCGAGCCAAAUGAAGCUUCCACAAUCGUAUCCAUUAACGGUGCAUUGAAUUUAAUCGGUCGCCUAUUUUUCUCGACACUUUCGGAUAAAAUUGGAAGAAAAACGAGCUGUCUCAUUAUGCUGAUGACACAGACAACUAUCAUUGCGACUUUCCCGCUUAUCAUGGAAAAUCGAAACUAUUUGGUGUUCCUCGGUUGCAUGUUCGUCAUAUCAAUGUGUUAUGGUGGUGGCGUCGGGUAUGAUCCACUCUGGUCUCAACAAAAAUGA
Molecule: messenger RNA, 1176 nt
Organism: Bradysia coprophila
Lineage: Eukaryota; Metazoa; Arthropoda; Insecta; Diptera; Sciaridae
Product: putative MFS-type transporter YhjX
Biological process (GO): transmembrane transport
Molecular function (GO): transmembrane transporter activity
Source: RefSeq, a predicted model, not a curated record